AUGUCGAAUAUUCUGAAAUUCAAUGUAGAUGGAUCGAAAAGGGGUAAGCCUGGCACAGCUGGAUGUGGAGGUGCUUUAAGGGACUCCAAAAGUAACAUUAGAAGACUUUUCUGUGGUCCUCUUGGUAUUCAGGAUUCCAACAUGGCAGGCUGUAAAAAAAAAACAUCAGAGUUGUUCAAAACUUCACAGUCGUACAAGAAAGAAGCUCUAAUCAUCGAAUCAGAUUCCAUAGUGACAAUAUCUUGGAUCUACAACAGAGGAAAUAGACCAUGGGGAUUAUGGAGUACACUGGAUGAAAUUAAUAGUUUGAAGAAAAGUAUUGGAAUGGUGGGUUUUGUGCUUGCCUUCAGGGAAGCAAACUCUUUUGCAGAUGCAUUAGUCAAAUUGGGGGUUAAUUCAAAUGAGUUUUUCGUUGCUUGGUUGUAG
This is a messenger RNA of Durio zibethinus, 426 nucleotides long. NCBI's taxonomy places the organism in Eukaryota, Viridiplantae, Streptophyta, Magnoliopsida, Malvales, Malvaceae. The record is from RefSeq and is a predicted model, not a curated record.